AUGGCGCAAUCGCUGGGCAAAUGGAGCCAAGCGCUACAGGGAAGCAGAGCGCUGUUCCAGCGGAGGCGGAACGUGGAGCCGCAAGGCGCGCCCGAGCCCUCAGAGGAGGCACCUGCACGGCGAUGCUGCCAGGCCAGCAAAUACUGCCGGCGCCGCGCAUGCGCUGCCGUGGGCUUCCUCAUCGUGCUGGUGAGGAUCCUGUAUCUGCAUGAACGUGCCGCAAUUCUGUCGCGCAGAGCCGUGAUCGGCUGUGCCGACAUGGCGAGUUUGCGUUCUGCUCUCGAGAACGCCAACACCAGCAACUGGCCUCGAUUCAUGCAAGAUGUAGACAACGCCACGGAAGAUCACUGUCUCGACCUCGUCGCGGAGCAGGAGUCGGAAGAGUUCGUAGGGAGUGGAACUGGCAGCCUCGUCGACCACUUUUCCUCAGAGAUGAACAAGCUGCUGCCUCCCCAGUACCGCUUCGACUUCCUGACGCUCUUCUUCGUGAUUCUCGCCUUGGUCUACCUACUCAAGACGAGUGAUGAGCACCCGAACUCACGACCCCGGCGGAGUCACUCCUUCGCGCUUUCGACGCUCACAGAGUCCUUGGCCUUGUCAGCAGUCGCCGAGACCCAGGAGUCGAAGGCUGUGAAGCGCCUGCAAGCGGCCUACUUCGACCUCGUGUGCCGCAUGCGCCCCGACAGGUCCACGAACUUCCGCCCUGGCGCAUUGCCCCAUGAGCCCAUGCUCGCGGAUCGUGCAGAGCACCUCGAGGUGAAGUCGGCCAAGCCGGUUCGCCUUCUCUUCCUGCACGCCUCCCCGCUGUGCGUUCUCACCCGCGGAGCGAACGGGCAGUCGAAGUACGCCCCGCUCCCGCGACUGAAGAUUGAUCGGGAGGUGCAGGCAGUUCGCGAAGCGCUGCAGGGCACGAUCGAUGUGAAGGUGAAAACAGCCUCCAUCCACAACCUCCGACGGGCAGUCACAGAAGGCAAUUUGUGGCUCCACUUGGCUGCGCAUACGGCCAAUGAGAGCACCCUGGUGUUGGAGGAUGGCUUCGGAGGCACCGAGGCGCUCACUCUCCACGCCCUAGUGCGACUGCUGCGGAGCGGCGGCACAGACGCGCCGGCCGCCUUCUUCGUGUUCCUGUCCAACUGCAAAUCCGACACGCUGGCAGCAGCAUUUUACUCCGCUGGGGUCAAGCACAUCGUGUACACAAAUCGAGCUGUUACAGACCACUGCGCGAGCCGCUUCGCCAAGAGCUUCUACCUGGCUCUGGCCUGCCGACGGUCCUUGCGCAAUGCCUUCCGGAUCGCCAUGUCGGAGGCGGAAGCGGACUUGGAGGGAGGUGACUCUGGCUUUCGGCUCUUCUCAAGUGGUGACGUCCUGCUGCAGGCUCCCGAGUUGACUCACGGAGACUUGUCCCCGAAGGCCUACCAGGGUCUUCCAGGCCCAGUCGAAGACUUCGUUGGGCGGGAGGAGAUCAUGCUCUCGGUGCUACAGCACCUUGCCCAUCGCAAAGUCGUUGUGCUGCACUGCCCCCGAAGGCUUGGUCUUACCACCACCCUCACGGAGAUCGCGCGCUACGUGUCCGUACCCGGCCGCCGUUUCGCCGGCAGCUGCAUCUUUGGAGAGCCACAGUUGCUACAGAAAGGGCUCCUCAUCGUUGACGACGCCGACGCGGCGAUUGCAGAACAUGGAGCGAUCUUGAGACAGAACCUGGAGUCUGAGGGAUUCUUCCUACUCCUUGGAUGCUCCAAGCCCCAGUGGGAAUUGUUUAGUGACCUGGUGAAGGCGGUGCACGUUGAGCUGCCCCCGCUUUCUCCACUGGAGUCGGCCACCCUCUUCUUGCAACGCUGCCACAGGCCCCUGACCCUUGAGGACGUGCUGCGCCCCAACUCGGAAGAGGAACGAGUAGUCCGAAAGGAGGCCUUGCCCAAGGAGCGAGCCAAGCAACUUUUAAAGCCCAUGGUGUCCGUGUUUGAAGGCGACCCCCGCCUAAUUCGUCAGGCUGCCGGUAAGGUGACGCCGACGCGCCCUCCCCUCAUGGGAGAUCUAAGGAGCCUUAAGGUCGAGUGCAUCAGUGCCCUGGCAGAGAAGUUUAGGGGUUUAGAGUGCCUUAGGGCUGGGAGUGCACAGUUGCCCUGGCAGAGAGGGGGUCUCAGGAGCUCUCUCUCUCCAUACCCGUGCCAUAUCCUACCCUAA
Messenger RNA from Symbiodinium natans, 2184 nucleotides. The record is from the annotation of a GenBank genome assembly. Lineage: Eukaryota; Dinophyceae; Suessiales; Symbiodiniaceae.